Rosa rugosa (rugosa rose) is the source of this 4086-nucleotide messenger RNA. RefSeq lists its product as uncharacterized. The transcript has 10 exons. NCBI's taxonomy places the organism in Eukaryota, Viridiplantae, Streptophyta, Magnoliopsida, Rosales, Rosaceae. Bases 984 to 4007 code for a protein of 1007 amino acids. The record is from RefSeq and is a predicted model, not a curated record.
AGGUUCAAAAGGCGGAGCUGAGGAAAAACGAAUGGAAAUACUUUGUUCACUAUCUUGGUUGGAAUAAAGUGUAUGUUUCCUUUUCUACCCACCUUAUUGUUUUUUCAAAGCAGAGUUAACGAGGUAAACAAUGCUGAAUCAGAGCUCUCUCUCUCGCACUCUCGCACACACACACAAAACACUCACUCGAUCUCACACAGAAAUGUAAUUAGGAUAAGUUUUCUGGCGGUACGCUUGAUAUCUGCAAUUGGAUUGCAGCUACUGAGCUGUUGGGUUAUUUGGAUGUAGUUUCAAUCAAGGAUACUAUAACUCAUAUAUAAGCAUUCCUUUGUAUUGCUUAUCUGUCUUUUAUAAUGGCAAUAUGCAUAGGAGUAAAUAUUAAGCUCUUGACUUCAAAAGCUAAGUCUCUACAGGUUUAGAUCAUGAAAUAGCACACAAGUAGAUGGUUCCCUCCGGUCCAGUCUUUACCAGGACAGAAGAGAACUGCCAUAACAAAAUGGAAGCUGUGUUCUUUCUCUUUUUACAUGAAAUAUAGUUUCAGGUGUCCUUUGAAAACUUGUGUUUGAUGAUAAUUAUAUUAGCUCACAUCAUACUCCAUUUCAUAGUUUUCAACAUACUAUAUGGUUGCACCUGAAUAAAAUUUAAAGCGAGGCCUCUCUUUUCUAAUUUUAAAGAUAAAGUACACUCUUUUCCCUUACAAAGCGUUCCUUAAAAGUCAUUCCUAUAUUAUAUAUUUUGUCUAUGAAGAGUAAAUUGGGAUUCAUACUCUUCUGUUGAAAUGGUUUUCCCUUUUCUUAAAGGGUUACAGUAAUCAUUACUAUGGCUUGGAUAUCUUUCCAGCAGUUGGGACGAAUGGGUAGGUGUGGAUCGCCUGUUGAAACAUAAUGAAGAGAAUAUAAAGAAGCAACAGGCUCUUAACAAGAAACAGGACAUAAUUACAAAGUCUGGACGUUUGACUCAAAUGAAGCCAAAAAGCUCUACUGAUGCAAAAAUGGAGAAAGAGGAGCAGAAGAACAAUGUGGCAGAAGGGAAGAAGCGAAAGAAUGACUGUGGACACUGUUGCCUUGGGAAAACUUGUGAAGAUUCAAAUUCCUUCAAAAUUAAGGAAGCAAGUCAUUGAUGAUUGGGAACUUGCUUCUCAGCUGGAUAAGGACAUUUUAGGAAUGGAUAGUAGUCAACUCAAUGAGGCAAAUAAAAAAGGGAGUAGACGGGUAUGGACCAGAGAGGAGGAGUCUGCACUUUUAGGCAUCCUAGAGGAUCUAGUUGCAAAGAAUCAUCGUCAUGAUAAUGGUACUUUCAAAAGUGGAGCAUUGAAUCAAGUAGAAAAUGCCUUGCACAAUUUGUUUCCAGAGUCUGGCCUGAAAGCUAAGCCACACAUUGAGUCAAAAAUGAAAAUAUUGAAGAAGCAGUUCCGUAUAGUUUAUGAAAUGGUGAACAAAACUGGGUUUGAAUGGAAUGAUGAAAAGAAAUGUGUGAUGGUUGAUACUGAAGAGACAUGGAAAGCGUAUCUUCAGCAUCACAAGGAGGCAGCUGGGUGGAGGGGUAAAUUUUUUCCUCUUUAUGACAGGCUUGGUUAUAUAUUCAAAGCGGACUGUGCACUUGGAGAAAGGUCCCAAAAUUCAGCUGAUAUAGGUCAGGAGUUGAAUUGUAUGGAUGUUAGUACAACUGACUUUGAGAUAGAGGAAGACACUUUUCCAAGGUCAGUUGACCAAGUAUCAACUAACAAGCAAACAGAUCAAUCUCAUUCCUCACCAAGUAAGAGGAGAAGAGAUGAUGACUCUGGAGGUAGUAGUCAAAUCAAUGAAACAAAUGAAAAGAAUGGCAGACAUUUAUGGACCAAGGAGGAGGAGGAUGCAGUUUUAGGCAUUCUAGAGGAUCUAGUUGCAAAGGGUCCUCUUUAUGAUAAUGGUACUUUCAGAUCUGGUACAUUCGCUCAAAUAGAAGAUGCCUUGCGUCAUUUAUGUCUAGCCUCAGGGCUGAAAGCUAGACAUAUUGAGUCAAAAGUUAAGAACUGGAAAAGGAAAUGCAGCAUAGUAAGUGACAUGCUCAACAGAACUGGGUUUAGCUGGAAUAAUGUGAUGAAAUGUGUGGAGGUUGACAAUGGAGAAACAUGGAAAUCCUAUGUUCAGACUCAUAGGGAGGCAGAUAAGUGGAGGGGAAAAUAUUUUCCAAUUUUUGACAGACUUACUCAUAUAUUUGAUGUGGACCGCGCAACUGUAAAAACAACCCAAGCACGAGCUGAGAUAGCUGAGGAGAUCAACUGUUUUGAGGUUAAUUCAACUGACUUUGGGAUAGAGGAAGGCACUUGUCCAAGGUCAGUUGACCAAUUAAUUACCAAGCAAACAGAUCAUUCUCAUUCCUCACAAAGAAAGAGGAGGAGAGAGGAUGAUACAGGAGGUAGUAGUCAUAUCGAUGAGACAAGUAAAAGAAGGCGCAGACGUACGUGGACCGAGGAGGAGGAAGACGCACUUUUAGGCAUUCUAGAGGAUCUAAUUGCGAAGGGUCACCGUUACGAAAAGGGUACUUUCAAACCUGGUAUGUCAACUCUAAUAGAAGAUGCCUUAUCCAAAUUAUGUCCAGCCUCAGGACUGAAAGCUAGCCCACAUGUUGAGUCAAAAAUUAAAAAGUUGAAACAGGAAUGCAGUAUUGUAUGUGACAUGCUCAACACAGAUGGCUUUAGUUGGAACAAUGAGAUGAAAUGUGUGGAGGUUGACAGUGAAACAUGGAAAAGAUAUGUUCAGCAUCAUAAGGAGGCAGAUAAGUGGAGGGGGAAAUUUUUUCCACUUUUUGAAAGACUUAUUUAUAUAUUUGAAGUGGGCCGCCCAAUUGCAAAAACAACCCAAACUUCAGCUGAAAUGGUUGAGGAGAUGAACUGUGUUGAGUUUAAUACAACUGACUUUGGGACACUGAAAGACGCUUGUCCAAAGGCAGUUGAACAAGUCUCAACAACCAAGGACAUAGAUCAAUCUCAUUCACUACCAAGUAAGAGAAGAGAAGAUGAUAUGGGAGGUAUUCAUCAUAUCAAUGAGACAAAUAGAAAAAGGAGAAGGCGUAAAUGGACCAAGGAGGAGGAGGAUGCACUUUUAAGCAUCUUAGAGGAUCUAGUUGCAAAGGGUCAUCGUUUCCAUAAUAAAACUUUCAGAUCUGGUACAUUGACACUAAUAGAAAACACUUUGUGCAAUUUAUGUCCAGCAUCAGGACUGAAAGCUUACCCACACGUUGAGUCAAAAAUUAAAAAAUUGAAGAAGGGAUUCAGUACAGUGUGUGACAUACUCAACAGUGGGUUUGGGUGGAAUGAUAGAACAAAAUGUGUGGUGGUUGAAUGUGAAGAAUCAUGGAAAGGCUUUGUUCAGCAUCAUAAGGAGGCAGGGAAGUGGAGAUACAGACAUUUUCCACUUUAUGAUAGACUUGCUCAUAUAUUUGGAGUGGACUCCACAAAUGUAAAAGCAUCUCAAGCUCAUAUUGAAACAGUAGAGGGGAUUAACAGUGAUGAGGUUGAGUCAGGUGACUUGGGGAUAGAGGAAGACACUAACUCAAGGUCUGUUGACCGCAUCUCAACAAACAAAGAAGCAGAUAAAUCUCAUUCCCCUCAAAGAAAUAGCAGAAGACAAGAUGAUGAUUUAGGUGCUUCGUUAAACAAAGUUGCUGCGUCAUUUGUGGGAAUGAUGCAAACUUCAAAGGAGCAAAUGCGAGUACUAAUCGAAAAUCUGCAGUCGAAAGAUAAAAAUGAGUCCCUGCAACCAAAAGAUGUCAAUGAGUCUCUAUCCAAAGAUAAGAAUGAAUCUCAGCAAUCCAAAGGUAACAAUGAAUCUCUGCAGUCAAAAGAUAACAGAACAGGUCAGUUACGGUCUGAGCUUAUAAAGUUGGGGCUUUCUAUUACUGAUCGAGUGAAAGCAUUAAGACUACUCAUGGCUGAUACUUGGAAUGCUGAUUUUUUUCUUACUUUGGAUGAGGAAGAGAAAUUGGAAUUUGUAAAGCAACUCAUUGAUGAAUCAUCUAAGAAGUAAGGUGUAUAUUGUGGGUUAUAUUUGUAGCAAAUCUGCUAAAUUAUUUUCACUCAUCUUGGACUACUGUUGAGCAUUGUCA